AUGAACACAAAAGUAGAGGAGAUGCACCUCAUGGGUCUAGCUGAUAUCUACACAGAAGCGUAUAGGAUCAUCUCUAGAUGCAGAAAAACUUUCAGAGGCAUCACUUUUACUUUGAUCCUACCUUUGUCAUGCUUCAUUUUCAUAGCCAGUAGGGACUUAUCUGCGUUGACCUUCACAAGCUCUGGUGACCUCCCUGAUUUCCCUUCAUUCGGAUGGGAUUUCUUUUGGUUUUUCAAGGUUGUUUAUCUCAGCUGCCUGAUCAUCUAUUGCAAUAUGUCAACUUCUACAGUGGUCUUUACUGCUUCAUCAAUAUAUGGAUCUGGUGAUAAUCAACCAAGUUUCAAGAAGGUCAGAAAUGUCGUGCCACAGGCUUGGGAAAGGCUAACGGUCACUUUUUUAUGCAAUUUCUUUUCUUUCUUGGUAUACAGCGUUACCAUUGCAGUGAUCACAACAUUCCUAUCAGCUAUUACAAUUGGAAAAUAUCAGUUCACGCAAAAACUUCUCCUAGUUGUGUUGCCAGUUUACGCGGUGGGUUUUGUUUAUAUGACAGUGAUUUGGCAGUUGGCUAGUGUUGUAUCGGUUUUAGAAGAUUCGAAUGGAUUUGAAGCCAUGAUCAAGAGCAAGCAGUUGAUCAAAGGAAGGUUGGUAAUGACAAUGUUCAUAUUCUGUCAAUUGAAUUGCUCUUUUGCUUUGCUACAUAUUUUGUUUGCAAAGAUCGUUGUAUACGGGCAUUCAUUGUUGAUGCUGCAGAGGGUUGCGUUUGGCUUAAUUUGUCUUUGGUCACUUUGCACAUUGAUUCUCUUUGGAUUGGUCGUCCAGACUAUCGUCUACUUUGUCUGCAAGUCAUAUCAUCUUGAAACUCAUCGACAAGUCAAGCCACUUGAGAGUUGUGAUGACACUGCAGUUUAG
This is a messenger RNA of Coffea eugenioides, 909 nucleotides long. RefSeq lists its product as uncharacterized. The record is from RefSeq and is a predicted model, not a curated record. Lineage: Eukaryota; Viridiplantae; Streptophyta; Magnoliopsida; Gentianales; Rubiaceae. The coding region runs from base 1 to 909 and encodes 302 amino acids. The transcript has a single exon.